CUGCGGUCAACGGACGUAGACAACAAGAAAAUGGCUUCGCGUUUCGACAAUGGAAACUCGCUAUUCGACUUUGUCGUCCGAGAAGGCAAUGGUGUGAAAGGUCUGGUGGAUUCGGGCCUCUCAAUGGUACCGGACCGAUACAUCCAACCGAUACAGGAGCGUAUACAUGAUGACAAGCAAAACACCAUCUCACACAAACUUCCGCCAAUCGAUUUGUCAAAACUUGAUGGGCCGAACCACGACCAGGUGUUGGAGGACAUCGCUGCGGCUGCUGAGACACUCGGGUUCUUCCAAGUUAUCAACCAUGGCGUGCCGGUGGAACUGCUGGAGUCACUCAAAGAUGCGGCCCACAGGUUCUUCGGCCGACCACCGGCAGAGAAAGCUGUUUACCGCAACGGAGUGAGCCCGAAUCCGCAUGUGAAAUAUGGGACCAGUUUUGUACCGGAUAAAGAGAAGGCUUUGGAGUGGAAGGACUACAUUAGCAUGACAUAUACCAGCGAUACUGAUGCCCUUGAUCAUUGGCCAAAGGACGUCAAGAUAGCUGCACUCGAGUACCUAAAGACAUCGAGCAAGAUGGUGAGAAGAUUAAUGGAGAUUUUGAUGAGUAAGCUUGGAGAGACAGUAGUAGAUGAUGACUCAAGAAUCGAUGCCGUGAUUGGUUCAAAAAUGGUUAACAUGAACUUCUAUCCGGCAUGCCCCAAUCCGGAGCUUACAGUUGGCGUGGGAAGACACUCGGAUAUGGGCACACUAACAGUGUUACUACAAGAUGGAAUUGGUGGUUUAUACGUGAAAGUUGAUCAAGAUCAAGAUCAAGAAGAUGAUGGAAAAAAUGGAGAGUACUGGAUUGAGAUCCCACCUAUCCCCGGUGCGCUGGUUAUCAACGUUGGCGAUACCUUACAGAUACUAAGCAAUGGGAGGUAUAAAAGUGCCGAACAUAGAGUGCGCACCACGAGAAGUGAAUCAAGAGUGUCAAUCCCAAUAUUCACGACCCCUAAAGCUAGCGAGAUAAUAGGGCCGUUGCGUGGGGUGGUCGAGAAAGAUGGAGUGGCUCGCUACAGGGAGUUUGUGUUCCAGGACUACGUGAACAACUUUUUCGGGAAUGUUCACCAAGGAAAGAAGUCCCAGCUUGACUUCGCUCGCCUCCAUCAUUUUGCAGCUUGACCUGCUUGCCCUACCUAGCUGGAUAAAUAUAUGCACUCUAAUAAAUCUCAC
Juglans regia (Persian walnut) is the source of this 1212-nucleotide messenger RNA. RefSeq names its product scopoletin 8-hydroxylase. Lineage: Eukaryota; Viridiplantae; Streptophyta; Magnoliopsida; Fagales; Juglandaceae. The transcript has 3 exons. Bases 31 to 1161 code for a protein of 376 amino acids. The record is from RefSeq and is a predicted model, not a curated record.